This is a messenger RNA of Acanthoscelides obtectus, 1852 nucleotides long. Lineage: Eukaryota; Metazoa; Arthropoda; Insecta; Coleoptera; Chrysomelidae. The record is from the annotation of a GenBank genome assembly.
ACGAGAAAGCCUAGCUGCAGCACUACCAUUGCAUCUAAAUUUCCCACAAAUAAUGUGCAUGUUUGCGUAAUUCUGUACAGUAUACUCAGACAUUGUGACACUAGACAAUCAUGAAUUAAUACAAGAGGCAUUACCGUCUUGCUGUCCGUCACUCCGUUUAAGAAAAAAUUGAAAUUUGUAGUAAUGGUAACUAAAAGAUCAUCAAAACAUAUGGAUUUUUGCGAGGUUCCGAUUUUUUAAAGCGUAUAAUUUGAAAAGUAGACGACUUAAUUUGUUUUUAUAUUUUUUUGAUAACUAUUAUGACCUAUCCCCCAUAUCCAGCUUGACAUUGACUUCUGGGACACCCUGUAGAUUAAUUAAAUAGCCAGUUUGCUCUGUUUUAGGCGUAUAUUCUUUCAGUUAAGGUCCGAAAUUCAAAGUGUCAUAAUCUACUGAUGAGUAUUGUUUGCUAAUUUAGAGAAUUAUUAUAUUUGUUGACUAAAUAGAUUAUUUCCAUUGUAACAUCAAACCAGACUACAAUUGUAGUAUGUACAUAACAUUAAAACAUGAGUCGCAUGACCUUACUCAUUAAAAAAUAGACAUCAUUAUUAUUCUUGCGGAUUGCCACACAUUACUGUUUUUAGAUAAUAUGCAAUUGGCGUGAAAUGUUACAAAUAAACUUCUAUCUAGUUUAUCACUAGGUGUUCACUAUCUCCAUUAACAUUUCACGUAUCUAGAGAAUGAGAACAAAACUAUGUUUCGAUCAGUUCAAUUGAAAAUUAAUUAUGUCAGUGAUAAGCGUUUCUAGACGAAUUGUGUUAACUUUCUUAAUAUAAGAAAACUAUUUUCAUUUUGAUCUAGGUAUUUACUUUAAUGUUCUAUUCUAUGUUCAGCGCUCUCCGCUGCAUAAAUGGUGAUGAUGAUGACGCCACAAUACAAAUUGAUCUUCUGAAAAACACGACUAGUAUAUAGUGUGUUCUACCAAAAGAGCUAAUUUUUUAUUGUUGAUCGUCUGGCUAGAUAACAUCCGUUGUAUUUUCUAAUAGGUUGCAGUGUUAGAUGCAGAUAUUUGUGGACCUUCACAACCAAAAGUUUUGGGCGUAGCAGAUGAACAGGUUCACCAAUCAGGAUCUGGUUGGUCACCAGUGUCGGUGGAUGAUAAUCUCUCAUUGAUGUCCAUUGGAUUUCUUCUGUCAUCUCCCGACGAUGCGGUCAUAUGGAGAGGUCCAAAAAAGAAUGGAAUGAUUCGACAGUUUCUUAGUGAGGUAGACUGGGGAAGCUUGGACUAUCUGCUCGUUGACACUCCACCAGGAACAUCAGACGAACAUCUGUCAGCGGCGACAUACCUGUCACAAGCUGGAGUCACAGGAGCUAUAAUUGUCACAACUCCUCAAGAAGUUGCACUGCUGGACGUCAGAAAAGAGAUCGACUUCUGUAGAAAAGUUAACGUCAGAAUACUGGGUGUUAUAGAAAAUAUGUCAAUAUUUGUUUGUCCCUGUUGUGAGAGAAUGUCGGAAAUUUUUCCAGCAACAACUGGUGGUGCAAGGCAGAUGUGCAAAGAAAUGGAUGUGCCAUACCUUGGAAACCUCCCGCUAGACCCUAAGCUAGCCAGACUUUGUGAUGAAGGAAGAGAUAUCAUCACAGAAAUGCCCAGUUCGCUUGUUGUACAAGCUCUUAACGGAAUCGUCAAAGAUCUCAUCGAUCUUUGUGAGAAAAAGGACUAACGUGCUCGGCCGCGUCUACGGAAAUUUACAUAAACACCAUAUAUUGUUUAAGCUUUAAUAUAAAGUUUCCUUUAUUUUGUUAGAGAUAUAUUUUAUUAUAAAUUGUAAGAAAACUAUUAACUGAUCAAUAAAAGCGUUACUAGUGCUUA